Molecule: messenger RNA, 2193 nt
Organism: Sodiomyces alkalinus F11
Lineage: Eukaryota; Fungi; Ascomycota; Sordariomycetes; Glomerellales; Plectosphaerellaceae
Product: HCP-like protein
Exons: 2
Coding region: 1-2193 (730 amino acids)
Molecular function (GO): protein binding
Source: RefSeq, a predicted model, not a curated record
AUGUCGCCCGAGCGACUGGCAGUCGAUGAUCUGGCUCGGAGAGGAAGACCGACCAUCUCUGCCUCUGGUUCCGACUCACCUCGAAUACGCGAUGCUCCUGUCUCCCCGGUGAGAGUAAACUUCCAGUCGGGUAACUGGGCUCAACCUUCCAAUGCAAACAUUGAAGUCGUCCACCCUGCCGAGGCGGACGUCAUCGUUGUGGACCGUACACAAGACCGCCGCCUGCCGCCGCCUCGUAACGCUCCGGUACCACCAACAUUCCCGCAUCAAGUACGGAAGUCUUCGGCCCCGACCGCCAGCCCCUCAUCAUAUCAUGCUGCCUCUCCCUUGUCGAGGCCAAGUGAUACUACUAUAAACAGCAAGGAAAAUGCGUUCGAUCGCGUCUCGUCCCCUGCAGCCGUGGCGCUGUCUUCACGACCUGAGGGCGCCAGGGCGACGGUGGGCGCUCCUUUCGCAGAGGGCAACCGAAAUAGCCGCGAAUCGGAUACCACCGCCAGCACCACACAGCAACAAGUUUCCACCGAAUCAUCCGCCACGACGAGUGCGAGCUCCGUCUCGGGGCCCAACGAGACACCGGACUGCCAAGACCAUGAAUCUACGGGAAGCUCUCUCAUCGAAGGGCAUAUGCCCACGAACAAAUCCGUACCUCUUUUCCAGUAUCAUCAUCAGCAACAAUUCCCCACGCGCAUCUCCUCCAGUUUCCCCCUUGCGGUCGACGCUAGGGCUUCGUCGAAUCCCGACCUGGGCGAGGGUUCCGGCAUAAAUCGCCAUCUAACUCCUACCACGGGGGCCUUUGCCCGACGAAGCUCACUUCCACGGCCUCCUUCGAGCUAUUCGGUUUACUCCGACGUUGGACUGCGGGGCAGGUCUCCUGGGCUGAUGCCCGGCGGCCCUCACAUGCGGGCUCCAUCCGUUCAGUCACGAAAAUCACCCGAUGUGCGCCCGUCUUCGUAUGUGGAGCUGUUGAACGUUCCGUAUCCGCAGCCGGCGCCGGCGCCGAUCAACUUUGACAAUGCCCAGCUGCGCAACGCUGUCGGUAGCAACGCCUCACUUCUUAGCACGCAGAAGACGCUGGAGAUGUAUCGUCAGAACGUGAAAAAGACCAGCGACCUCUCUAUCCAGUACGCCUUUGCCGUUUUCCUCAUUUCCACGGCCCAGGAGCAAGGUCACGACCUGGAAGCGACGCCCCGCAAGAAAGGCGAAAGCGACCAGGACGGCAGCUCGCCCCAGGCACUCGUCAAGGAGGCUAGGCAAAUCUUGCAGAAGCUGUCUAGUGCGGGCUACCCAUUUGCCCAAUACUACCUUGCUGACGGCUUCGCAUCGGGCCUCUUCAGCAAAGGGAAAGAAGAUUAUGGCCAGGCGUUUCCUCUGUUCGUUCUUGCCGCCAAACAUGGCCAUGCCGAGUCGGCGUACCGGACUGCGCUAUGUUACGAGUUCGGCUGGGGCUGUCGAAAAGACCCCGCAAAGGCAGUGCAGUUCCUCCGGAUAGCGGCGUCCAAGAGACACCCGGGAGCCAUGACCAGGUUGGGCAAGGCUUGCCUCUCUGGUGAUCUUGGAGAGAAAAGAUACCGCGAGGGAAUCAAGUGGAUGAAGCUGGCAGCGGAAGCAGCAGAUACUGUCUACAACGCCGCCCCCUACCAACUAGCAUGCCUCUACGAAACAGGAUAUGGACACGACAUCUUCAAGGACGAGGCAUAUUCAGCAGAACUCUUCACCCAGGCUGCAGAACUCGGGCAUCCGGAAGCCAACUUCCGCAUGGGGGAAGCGUACGAGCAUGGCAAGCUCGGCUGCCCAAGAGAUCCGGCGCUUAGUGUUCAUUUCUACACGGGCGCUGCGGAUAAGGGCCACGCUGGUGCGAUGAUGGGUUUGUGCGCAUGGUAUAUGGUCGGCGCCCCACCCAUACUCGAGAAGGACGAGGAAGAGGCCUACGAGUGGGCACGACGCUCGGCAGAGUUGGGCUACGUUAAGGCACAAUAUGCAGUAGGCUACUUCACUGAGACGGGCAUCGGCUGUCGUCGGGAUAUCUUGGAGGCCAACGUCUGGUAUGUCAAGGCGGCUGACGCAGGCGACGAGCGGGCGAAGCAAAGAAUCGCCAUCAUCCAAGCUGCCAUCAGUGGAGGGACCCCCAUGGAGGUCGCGCCACCUCGGGAUGGCAAGACGAAAAAAGACGACAAGGACUGCAUUCUAAUGUAA